CUGCAGCAUUUUUAGGUUGCAGGUUUCUCCAGUGACCAAUCUGGAAUAUAUAGGAGGGAAAUGAGAUGAAACAAAACAAAGAGGUAGGUGAGCCGUGGGACAAAGUCAACCCUGUCAGCCACCAGUUCCAGCUAUGAUGCUCUAAGUCACAAUAAGUCUGAACACUUGCUGUCUAUGGAUCUGCUCUGACUCUUAGAGCCUGCUUAUGGGGGAAGGUGACGCCAUCUGGUCCCCAUCUGUCCUUCCUCACGGCACCCUCGGCACCUUAAGCCACUACUCCCAGCCACAUUUUGGGAGAAAGAUGGAGUCAAAGGUCUCAGAAGGUGGCCUGAACGUGACCCUGACAAUCCGUCUGCUGAUGCAUGGAAAGGAAGUUGGAAGCAUCAUCGGGAAGAAAGGAGAAACUGUGAAAAAGAUGCGUGAAGAGAGCGGUGCCAGGAUCAACAUCUCUGAGGGAAACUGCCCGGAAAGAAUUGUGACCAUCACGGGCCCCACGGACGCCAUCUUCAAGGCCUUUGCCAUGAUCGCCUACAAGUUCGAGGAGGACAUCAUUAACUCUAUGAGCAACAGCCCUGCCACCAGCAAGCCCCCAGUGACGCUGAGGCUGGUGGUCCCCGCCAGCCAGUGUGGGUCCCUGAUCGGCAAAGGCGGCUCCAAGAUCAAGGAGAUCAGGGAGUCCACAGGUGCCCAGGUCCAGGUGGCCGGGGACAUGCUGCCCAACUCCACAGAGCGGGCAGUGACCAUCUCGGGGACCCCUGACGCCAUCAUCCAGUGCGUCAAGCAGAUCUGUGUGGUCAUGCUGGAGUCCCCACCGAAAGGUGCCACCAUCCCCUACCGCCCAAAGCCCGCCUCCACCCCUGUCAUUUUUGCAGGUGGUCAGGCCUACACGAUCCAGGGACAGUACGCCAUCCCCCACCCAGAUCAGUUGACCAAGCUCCACCAGCUGGCCAUGCAGCAAACCCCCUUUCCUCCCCUCGGACAGACCAACCCCGCUUUCCCCGGAGAAAAGCUGCCUUUACACUCCUCCGAAGAAGCUCAAAAUCUGAUGGGCCAGUCGUCAGGUCUGGACGCCAGCCCCCCGGCCAGCACUCAUGAGCUCACCAUUCCCAAUGAUCUAAUAGGCUGCAUAAUUGGACGCCAAGGGACCAAAAUCAAUGAAAUUCGACAGAUGUCUGGAGCUCAGAUCAAAAUUGCCAAUGCCACAGAAGGGUCAUCCGAGCGCCAGAUCACCAUCACAGGGACCCCAGCCAACAUCAGCCUUGCCCAGUACCUCAUCAAUGCCAGGCUGACAUCUGAGGUCACUGGGAUGGGUGCGCUCUAAUCCUGCCUGUUGGCCUCCAGUCCGUGAACCCUGACCUCCACCCGGCUCGCACACUCUGUACAGACCGCCCACCCACCCUUCAUCGCAAAUAUAGAGGUUUUCUUUACUAACAAGUUAUCUAUGCCAUAGACAUACACACGCCAACAAAGCAAAUCUAUAUUAUAUCUCUGUCAGCUCCAGGCUCUGUCCCUGAUACUUCCCUCGGAAUUAAUUUAUGCUCGUGUGUUCAUGCAUUGGCAUGCAGUGUUAAUUAUUUUAAAUGCUUUGGGGGCACUCCCAUCUGUGACAUUUUAGAAAUUCUGUCCGUUAGUGUCCAUGUACCUGUUUAUGAAUUGUUUUGACAUUUUGACAGCACUUCCCACAAGCCGUCUCUCCUAGACCGCCUAGAGCUGUGGUUGCUUUGAGCGGGUUUGCUCCCACCCAGCACCCCCUGCUGACUCGCCACCGCCCCCCCCCCCCCGCCAGAGCCUGUGCUUGCUCAGCCCACGUGUCCACAUAGGUCUGCACUGGGGGCAGGGGAGAGAGAAUGGAGGACCGGGUCCUGGGCCACAGUGCAGGUGAGGUGGGGGGUGCUGGAG
Molecule: messenger RNA, 1899 nt
Organism: Callorhinus ursinus (northern fur seal)
Lineage: Eukaryota; Metazoa; Chordata; Mammalia; Carnivora; Otariidae
Source: RefSeq, a predicted model, not a curated record